AAUUCAUUCAAGGAACAUCCUCAAUGAUGCCAAAAUCAACGGUCAAAUAUGGUAGAAUACCAAAAGAGCAUUGGAGUUAUCCCGAAUGGAUAAAUCAAACAAGGGCAGCAGAGAAUAGAGAAUUACAUGAAUUGCUAAAGGAUUAUGAUUAUUAUUGGAGAGUCGAGCCAUAUGUAAAUUUUUAUUGUGAUGUUGAUUAUGAUCCGUUUUUAUUUAUGGAAAAGAAUAAAUUGAAAUAUGGAUUUACAAUAACUUUUCAUGAAUUCGAAAAUACCAUUCCAACACUUUGGCAGACUGUUAGACAAUUUACCAAAGAGUAUCCUGAUUUAAUACCAAAAGAUAAUACACUCAAAUGGAUUACUGAUGAUGAUGGCGAAACUUAUAAUUUGUGUCAUUUUUGGAGCAAUUUUGAAAUUGGAGAUUUAAAUUUUUGGAGAAGUGAAAAGUAUUUGAAAUUCUUUGAAUAUUUGGAUAAUGCUGGUGGAUUUUUUUAUGAGAGAUGGGGGGAUGCACCAGUACAUUCAAUAGCAGCAGCUUUAUUUCUAAAUAAAUCUCAAAUACAUUUUUUUAAUGAUAUUGGUUAUAAACAUAACCCAUUCACCCAUUGUCCCGUCAAUAAAGAAAUACAAGAAUCCGGAAAAU
This is a messenger RNA of Entrophospora candida, 642 nucleotides long. The record is from the annotation of a GenBank genome assembly. Lineage: Eukaryota; Fungi; Glomeromycota; Glomeromycetes; Entrophosporales; Entrophosporaceae.